UUGCAGGAUCUGUUAGCUAAUCCAAAAUGCUCACUACUGGUUGCUAGAGAGCCAGAAGAUAGGACCGGUUUGAGGAUCACCCUACAUGGUGAUGCAGUGUUGGUUUCUGAUAAAGACCAAGCGGCUGUUCGAUCUGCCUAUUUAGCCAAGCAUCCUAGUGCUUUCUGGGUUGAUUUUGGAGACUUCAGCUUUAUGCGAAUUGAACCAAAAGUUGUGAGAUUUGUUUCAGGGGUUGCAACUGCUUUUCUAGGAUCUGGAGAAUUCAGCAAAGAGGAGUACCAAGGAGCCAAAGUCGAUCCUAUAGCUCAGUUUGCAAAGCCUGUAACGUCACACAUGAACAAAGACCAUGAAGAGGAUACCAAAGCUAUUGUACACCAUACAACAUCCAUACCUGUGGAGAGUGCCUUGAUGCUUGAUUUGGACAGCCUUGGUUUCAACGUUAAGGCUACUCUUCAAGGGAACACCUUCAAGAUCCGAGUACCGUUCCCAAGACGCGCACAAGACAGAAAGGACGUCAAGACACUGAUAGUGGAAAUGCUUCAAGCUGCUAAGUCUGUUUCCAAUUAGUUUUGCUAAAAUAAAGAUGUAAAAAACUUCAUGUCUUGUUCUGAAACCCGCUCCCAAGAUCUGUGAAUAUAUUAAGACUAGAACAAAACUAGAUACAUGAAAAAGGGAACUCAUGUAUGCUUAUUACACAUCCGCCAUGGUUAUGAUAUCAAAUAGUAAUAAAACAGUGAAAACAACAUUUUAUAA
Messenger RNA from Raphanus sativus (radish), 753 nucleotides. Its product is annotated as glutamyl-tRNA reductase-binding protein, chloroplastic-like. NCBI's taxonomy places the organism in Eukaryota, Viridiplantae, Streptophyta, Magnoliopsida, Brassicales, Brassicaceae. The annotation marks the transcript as partial. The record is from RefSeq and is a predicted model, not a curated record. The transcript has 8 exons.